Messenger RNA from Selaginella moellendorffii, 1641 nucleotides. RefSeq lists its product as uncharacterized. The transcript is spliced from 14 exons. Gene Ontology annotation, biological process: RNA modification. Lineage: Eukaryota; Viridiplantae; Streptophyta; Lycopodiopsida; Selaginellales; Selaginellaceae. Gene Ontology annotation, molecular function: RNA binding; protein binding. Bases 88 to 1575 code for a protein of 495 amino acids. The record is from RefSeq and is a predicted model, not a curated record.
AAAUAAAUUCCGGCUUCGGGGCCCUGCAUAUGCAUUCGCAUUCCAACUCCUGCAUUGCCUCUCAGCCAGCCAUCCAGUCUCUACAAGAUGAAGGCCGUCUUCGUGGCAUUGGUGAUUUCAUGUCUUGUGGUUUGCAGUCUCGGGGAUGAUGGAGCUGCUGAGUUUGUUGUUCGUCAAGCAAACCAAGGUUCUUUUGAUGCAUUUGACAUGGUGUUCUAUGGGACUCUUGCCAACAUCUCUUCUUUGCUUGUUGUUGUUGCUGCUGCACAAGAUCGAUGCAGGUGCUGGCUCCGUGGUACGACGCCAUGCCCAGGACCGCCCCCACCAGGAUGCACGGAAAGUCCCAGUUCAAGCCCAAAGGCGAGUCCAACUCCAAAGACCAGCCCAACACCAAGCCCAUCUCCAAAGACGAGCCCAACACCAAGCCCAUCUCCAAAGACCAGCCCCGCUCCAAGUCCAACUCCUCCAAAGACCAGCCCCGCUCCAAGCCCAUCUCCUCCAAAGACCAGCCCCGCUCCAAGCCCAACUCCGAAGGCCACUCCCAAGGCAUCAGUAUAUGCCCAAAUAGGGGAUACUCAGGAAGAAAUGAUACUCUUUGAUCGGAUGCCACAGUGGGAUAUUCUGUCUAGUAACGCAACGAUACAGGUCUUGGCGCAUGUGGGUCAGGAUGGGUAUCAAACAGACGCGAAGAGAAUGUUCCUCUCGAUGCCUUUCCGCGAUCACCCUGCAUGGUGUGUUCUUCUGACUGGCUAUGGCGAUUGUGUGUUCGAAAACAUGCCAUGGAAAGACCAGCGGUCGUGGACGGCCUUGAUCGCAGUACUUGCCAGAAACGGCCAUAUGCAAGAUGCGAUUAAUGCGUUUCAGGCCAUGAAUCUCGAAGGGAUUCCACCGGACGAGAUCAUUUUUAUCGCAAUCCUGAGCGGUUGCAGCCACGCGGGGAAGAUCACUGAUGCUCGAGAACACUUCCUGUCGAUCCAAUCAAACUUUGGGAUCGACCCAUCACUACAGACAAUUCUCUUUCACGUUCUCCCUCGUCAAUUCUUUGGGAAAAAAGACAACUAUCAUAUGCGCUUUGGGUCAUAUCACCUUCCUUGGUUCGAAAUAAAUUCCGGCUUCGGGGCCCUGCAUAUGCAUUCGCAUUUUACCUCCUGCAUUGGCUCUCAGCCAGCCAUCCAGUGUCUCUACAAGAUGAAGGCCGUCUUUGUGGCGUUGGUGAUUUCAUGUCUUGUGGUUUGCAGUCUUGGGGAUGAUGGAGCUGCUGAGUUUGUUGUUCGUCAAGCAAACCAAGCACAAGAUCGAUGCAGGUGCUGGCUCCGUGGUACGACGCCAUGCCCAGGACCGCCCCCACCAGGAUGCACGGAAAGUCCCAGUUCAAGCCCAAAGGCGAGUCCAACUCCAAAGACCAGCCCAACACCAAGCCCAUCUCCAAAGACGAGCCCAACACCAAGCCCAUCUCCAAAGACCAGCCCCGCUCCAAGCCCAUCACCUCCAAAGACCAGCCCCGCUCCAAAUCCAACUCCAAAGGCCAGUCCCAAGGCAUCAGGAGGGAAAGAUCAUCACUCUGCGACUCCAUAAGCACACGGCAUGACUCCACGGAAUAAGCCAGUGCGUCUCAGGGGACCUUAAUCUACGGCUCUCAUG